AUGUCUUUCCAGGAGGGCUCCGUGGGGGUGGAGGACCUUGUCCUCCUGGAACCACUGGAGGAGGGCUCUCUGCUCAAGAACCUGAAGCUUCGCUAUGAAAACAAGGAGAUUUAUACCUACAUUGGGAAUGUGGUGAUCUCGGUGAAUCCCUACCAGCAGUUGCCCAUUUACGGCCCAGAGUUCAUUGCCAAGUACAGGGACUAUACCUUCUAUGAGCUGAAGCCGCAUAUCUAUGCUUUAGCGAAUGUGGCCUACCAGUCGCUGAGGGAUCGGGACCGAGACCAGUGUAUCCUCAUCACAGGCGAGAGUGGAGCUGGGAAGACUGAGGCUAGCAAGCUGGUGAUGUCCUACGUGGCUGCUGUCUGUGGGAGAGGGGAACAGGUGAACUCCGUGAAGGAGCAGUUGCUUCAGUCAAACCCAGUGCUGGAAGCAUUUGGCAAUGCCAAGACCAUCCGCAAUGACAACUCCUCGCGAUUUGGAAAGUACAUGGACAUUGAGUUUGACUUCAAGGGAUCCCCCCUCGGUGGCGUCAUCACAAACUAUCUGCUUGAGAAAUCCCGAGUGGUGAAGCAGCUCAAAGGAGAAAGGAACUUCCACAUUUUCUAUCAGUUGCUGGCUGGAGCAGAUGCACAACUGCUGAAGGCCCUGAAGCUCAAGCAAGGUACAAGCGGUUAUACUUAUCUGAAUAGGGACGUGUCCAGAGUGGAUGGUAUGGAUGACGCCUCCAAUUUCAGGGCUGUACAGAGUGCAAUGACAGUGAUUGGGUUCUCAAAGGAUGAAAUUCAGCAAGUGCUGGAGGUGACAUCUCUGGUGCUGAAGCUGGGAAACAUAGAGCUGAAGGACGAAUUCCAGGCCAAUGGGAUACCAGCAAGUGGCAUCUGUGACAGGAAGGAUAUUCAGGAGAUUGGGGAGAUGGUGGGCUUGAAUUCAGAGGAACUAGAGAGAGCUUUGUGCUCGAGGACCAGGGAGACAGCCAAAGAAAAGGUGGUCACGGUCCUGAAUGUCGUUCAGGCUCAGUAUGCUCGGGAUGCUCUGGCUAAGAACAUCUACAGCCGCCUCUUCGACUGGAUAGUGAAUCGUAUCAACGAGAGCAUCAAGGUGGGCACCGGGGAGAAGAAAAAAGUUAUGGGUGUUCUGGAUAUCUACGGAUUUGAAAUCUUGGAGGAUAAUAGCUUUGAGCAAUUUGUGAUCAACUACUGCAAUGAGAAACUGCAGCAGGUGUUCAUAGAACUCACCCUGAAGGAGGAGCAAGAGGAAUAUAAGAGAGAGGGCAUACCAUGGACAAAGGUGGAUUACUUUGACAAUGGCAUCAUCUGUAACCUCAUUGAGCAUAAUCAGCGAGGCAUCCUGGCUAUGCUGGACGAAGAGUGUCUGAGGCCCGGGGUGGUCAGCGACUCCACUUUCCUAGCAAAGCUGAACCAGCUCUUCUCCAAACACAGCCACUAUGAGAGCAAAGUCACCCAGAACGCCCAACACCACUACGACCACAGCAUGGGCCUCAGCUGCUUCCGCAUCUGUCACUAUGCGGGCAAGGUGACGUACAACGUGAAUAGCUUCAUUGACAAGAAUAAUGACCUACUUUUCCGAGACCUGUCCCAGGUCAUGUGGAAGGCCCAGCAACCCCUCCUUCGGUCCUUGUUCCCUGAGGGCAAUCCCAAGGAGUCAUCUCUCAAACGACCCCCCACGGCUGGGGCCCAGUUUAAGAGUUCUGUGGCCGUACUCAUGAAGAAUCUGUAUUCCAAGAACCCCAACUACAUCAGGUGCAUAAAGCCUAACGAGCAGAAGCAGAGAAACCAGUUCUCUUCGGAGCUGGUGGCGGUCCAGGCGCGGUACCUGGGGCUGCUGGAGAACGUGCGGGUUCGCAGGGCUGGCUACGCCUACCGCCAGGGCUAUAAGGCCUUCCUGGGAAGGUACCGACUGCUGUCCCGGAGCACCUGGCCUAGCUGGAAUGGAGGAGACCGGGAGGGCGUUGAAAAGGUCCUGGAGUCACUGAUUGUGUCCUCAGAAGAGCUGGCCUUUGGGAAGACCAAGAUUUUCAUCAGAAGCCCCAAAACUCUUUUCUACCUGGAGGAGCAGAGGCGUCUGAGGCUUCAACAGCUCGCCACCCUCAUACAGAAGACGUACCGAGGCUGGCGCUGCCGCACACACUACCAGCUCAUGCGCAAGAGUCAGAUCCUCAUCUCUGCUUGGUUUCGGGGCAACAAGCAAAAGAAGCACUAUGGGAAAAUAAAGGCAUCCACACUGCGGAUCCAGGCUUUUGUGAGAGGAUGGAAGGCUCGCAAAAAUUAUCGAAAAUACUUCCGAUCAGGUGCUGCCCUCACGUUGGCAAAUUUCAUCUACAGAAGCAUGGCACAGAAAUUCCUGCUUUAUCUGAAGAAUAAUCUGCCAUCCACCAAGGUCUUGGACACCUCAUGGCCAGCUGCCCCCUACAGGUGCUUCAAGACAGCUAAUCAGGAGCUGCAGCAGCUCUUCCACCAGUGGAAGUGCAAGAGGUUCCGCGAUCAGCUGUCCCCAAGGCAGGUGCAGGUGCUGAGGGAAAAGCUCUGUGCCAGUGAGCUGUUCAAGGGCAGGAAGGCUUCCUACCCCCAGAGUGUCCCCAUUCCAUUCCGUGGUGACUACAUUGGACUGCAAGGGAACCCCAAGCUGCAGAAACUGAAGGGCCGGGAGGAAGGGCCUGUCCUGGUGGCAGAGACCGUGAAGAAAGUCAACCGUGGCAAUGGCAAGACCUCGGCUCGGAUUCUUCUCCUGACCACGGGGCACGUGAUUCUCACAGACACAAAGAAGUCCCAGGCCCAAACUGUCAUUGGGCUGGAGAGUGUGGCUGGGGUGUCGGUCACUAGCUUCCAGGAUGGGCUCUUCAGCUUACAUCUGAGUGAGAUGUCAUCAGUGGGCUCUAAGGGGGACAUCCUGUUGGUCAGUGACCACGUGGUAGAACUGCUGGCAAAAAUGUAUCAGGCUGUGCUGGAUGCCACACAGAGGCAGCUUUCUGUCACUGUGACUGAGAAGUUCUCAGUGAGGUUCAAGGACAGCAGCGUGGCUGUCAAGGUCAUUCAGGGCCCCCAGGGUGGUGAGAACAACAAGCUGAUUUGCAAGAAGAAGGGAAGUCAUUCCCUGGAGGUAACUGUGCCUUGA
Molecule: messenger RNA, 3132 nt
Organism: Jaculus jaculus (lesser Egyptian jerboa)
Lineage: Eukaryota; Metazoa; Chordata; Mammalia; Rodentia; Dipodidae
Gene: Myo1a
Product: myosin IA
Exons: 27
Coding region: 1-3132 (1043 amino acids)
Biological process (GO): actin filament organization; vesicle transport along actin filament; sensory perception of sound
Cellular component (GO): microvillus; vesicle; plasma membrane
Molecular function (GO): microfilament motor activity; ATP binding; actin filament binding
Source: RefSeq, a predicted model, not a curated record